Messenger RNA from Labrus bergylta (ballan wrasse), 3378 nucleotides. The record is from RefSeq and is a predicted model, not a curated record. NCBI's taxonomy places the organism in Eukaryota, Metazoa, Chordata, Actinopteri, Labriformes, Labridae.
CCCUUUUUCUCCUCCGUCCAUAACCUGCCUUGGCUCCUCCUCCCUCCCCCCCCCUGCUCCACCACUGAAUGGGGCCUUUGUGGGGGGGCUUCCCAGCAUUCCUAGGGAAUUCUUGCAGCAUGAGAGUACUUUCCAGUGCUGAGCUCACCUCUCCUUGAAGGACCUGCUGCAAGCAACAGGGUGUGACCACACGAGCAGACCGAGUGGGAGGAAAGGAUCCUGAUCUCUCUAACCAGGUGAGCGACCACACACACAUACUCAAAAAAAAAAACGACUUGCUCACUGGAGCCUGUCGCCUCACACAAAUAUCAAGCACAUUAGGGAAAGCAUUAGCUCAUGAGUCAAUAUUUGUUUUAUCUAAACUCUCCCAGAGGUCUUAGCAGAGAGUGAUAACAUAUACUAUCUGAUGAGGAAUAGGUGUUUUACAUAAACUGUAUGAUUAACAGACUGGCUUCACAUAGACAGGUCCGUGGGAGCUUGACUAACUGAAGGUGAGUAUGGGAUUCUGUGUGAGUGUGUACAGUAUUGACAGUUUUCUGUCACUGAUGUGCAUCGAUUGACCAUAAAUUAAAAUACCGGGACACUUGAAGGUGUGAAAAUUUAAGAUUUUUAGAUUUUCAGAUAUUCCAACUUUUAAAGACGUUGCUUUCUUUGGAUAUUUGUCACACACUGUCUGCAUCUGCUCAGCUCCCCUCUCUUAUGUUGUAACUUGUCAAGAGGACACUGCCUGCAGGUAUGUAUGCUCGUCUUCCCAUGCUGGCUUAACUCGCAUUAAGUAUCAUGGACACCCUAAUAUCUCAUUGAAUUAAUCAGAUUAAGCAAUUUUUAUUAGCAUGCCUAUUUGUCGAGACAGUUUUGAUUGCAAAUUUUUAACGUUGCUUUUCAACUGCUCAGAUAAAAUUUUCUUUUUUAUCUAUUCUGUUGUGGGCAGAGUCCACGAGAGCAAGGAAUUUACUUCUCUCUAAUCUUGGUCCUCACCCUUCUUUAUCUUUGUUGCCCUUUGAUAUCUAUAGUUGUUCUCCAUCUCCAAAUGACUCAUUUCCUCCAUUACUGCAGGCCAGUUCACACAGUGUGGUGAAUACAGUGGUUCUACUGGCAAGUGACCAGUAGGAGGUAGUGGCAAAUCACAAGUGAAGGUUCAAGACAAAAUAAGUAGUGGUGCAUUUUUGUCUUGAAAUUCUUGCCAGUCUGUUUCCAGUGUUCAUUUAUUAACUGUUUGUUUCUGCCAUAGAGUUACACUCUAUGAGCUCUGCAUUGGCUCUACUUUGUGCUCUCCACUUUAACAAAAAUAUUUGAUCUAAAUCAUAUUCGGAGUCCAAAAAUUAACCAAUAUGUAGGAAAAAAUGACAAAUUUUGCGUGACUUCUCGCUUCUGAAGUCACACCUAUCCAUCAAUAAUUGAAUCAAUCAAUCAGACAUUAUUUAUAAAGCCUUAGUUAUAUAAGUGUCACAGAAAGGCUUUACACAAAAUAACACGAGAGAGAGAGAGAGGGAGAAAAGAAUGCUGUGAACUAAGACUUAAAACAAACCAAAAUACUUGAUAUAUUAACAGAUGAAUAAAUGAAGUAAAAGACAAAUGAAAGGUAAAAAUGCAAAAUUAUGUUUCCUAAUAAAGUUCAUACAUAUAAAGACCUAAUAAAAAGGCAAGUUACUGUGUUUGCUUUUCAAAAUGUCAAAGUUCUCCGUUGCAGCAGGUUUUCAGGAAAGCCUACACAGACGUCACUAUCUUCUUUUACAAUUACACGUUUGAAUUGAAAAAAAGAUUUCAUUUUAAAGCCUGACCCUGAAACUUCACGUCUUGCUUCAUGGCUCUCUGAUUGAGUGUUUUAUUGCCCCUGGGUGAACCCUCCAAUCAGCAUGUUGCAGACAGUCAGUGACUGGCUAUGGUGGGAGCGUCUGUGGCUGCCCGGGAACGUCUCCUGGGCUAAUCUGGAGGACAGUGAAGGUCGUGUCUACGCUAAAGCCUCUCAGCUUUAUGCAGCGGUGCCCUGCGCCCUCUGCCUGCUCCUCGUCAGAUACCUGUUCGAGAGGUUUCUGGCCACACCACUGGCUAAUGCUUGGGGAAUCAAGGACAAGGUCCGACUUAAAGCAGAAUCAAACCACAUCCUGGAAAGUUUUUUCUGCAGCCAAACACGGGUUCCAUCACAGGCUGAUGUGAGGGCUCUUUGUAAGAAGACCAGUUUGCCAGAAGGGAGAGUUCAUAUCUGGUUCAGGAGGAGGAGGAACCAGCAGCGUCCAGGGCUUCGCAAGAGGUUCUGUGAGGCCAGUUGGAGAUGUGUGUUUUAUUUUUUUGCAUUUGUCUACGGAGUCUGGGCUCUCUAUGAUAAACCCUGGCUUUAUAAUCUGAGGGAGGUUUGGGCUGGCUUUCCUAAACAGUCCAUGCUGCUAUCCCAGUACUGGUAUUACCUCCUGGAAAUGGGCUUCUACCUCUCUCUGCUCCUCAGCCUCACAUUUGAUGUGAAACGGAAGGACUUCAAAGAGCAGGUGAUUCAUCAUAUAGCCACAUUGACUCUUCUGAGCUUCUCCUGGAUCUCAAACUACAUCCGUGUUGGAACCCUCGUGAUGGCGCUUCAUGACUCAGCUGACAUACUGCUCGAGGGUGCCAAAGUAUUAAACUACGCCAAGUGGCACCAGACUGCUAAUGCCAUGUUUGUGGUGUUCACACUUCUCUUUAUGAUGACCAGACUUGUCAUAUUUCCAUUCUGGCUGAUCCACUGUACAUGGGUGUACCCUGUCGAGCUGUUUGCGCCCUUCUUUGGCUACUACUUCUUCAAUGUGAUGUUGUGUGUUCUUCAAAUACUCCACUUCUACUGGGCUGUUUUGAUUUCACGGAUGUUUUACAAGUGUAUCUUCAGCAAGCUGGAAGGCGAUGACAGGAGUGAUGAAGAUGAGGAUGACUCACCUGAGGAAAGAAAUCAAAAAAUGAAUCACAAAAAUGGCUCCGGAGUCAGAGGCCGGGCCAAUGGCCACUGACACACAAAAAGAAAGAGACACGGUGAUGGAAGACACAUGGACUGAAUUGAUGUUUCUCUGAGCUAAUACAAAAACACACACUUGAGCAAAGAUUUAGGAAAGUGUUAAAGAUUUUUACAUAAACUUAUAUGAAGCCGCAUGGUUCCUGAAAGUCACUAAACUCUGUGCUAUAGGCUACUUACUUUGUAAUUCUUCUUCCAAUCGAAAAUAUUAUAUUUUAUUUCCCCUUUUUUUUUUUGCAUUUAACCAUGUUUUUGAGGAUGAUAAUGAUAUUGUCAUGGAUAACUUGUAAGUGUCUGUGUAUUGAAAUGUGCUACCAUGUGUUUUUUGGUGGAUUAGUUUGAUGUAAAAUCGAAGAAAAAACACAAAGUAUUAAAGACUUGCUCCUGCUGUAAGUUUAUUUAAA